Messenger RNA from Scaptodrosophila lebanonensis, 1476 nucleotides. Its product is annotated as flocculation protein FLO11-like. The transcript is spliced from 3 exons. Bases 544 to 1158 code for a protein of 204 amino acids. The record is from RefSeq and is a predicted model, not a curated record. Lineage: Eukaryota; Metazoa; Arthropoda; Insecta; Diptera; Drosophilidae.
CUAGCUCAGCUGCUUGUCCAUGCUGCUGGUCGCUUAGGCUGGCCACGUGUCCCUUUUUCAACAGUAUUACACUAGUGUUGGUAGGAUUGCAUGGGUGUGAGUGCGUGCCUAUACUGUCAUUACGUGUUUUCGAUUUGACCUUGAUUUGUCUUGACCUAUUGUGUCUUGACCUUCAUCUAUCUUGACCUUCAUUUGUCUCGUUAAUUUUUCAUUCUUAUUUAUUUUCAUUCUUAUUUAUUUUCAUUCUUAUUCAUUAAUUUUUAUUCAUUUUUCAAAUUUUUCACAGCUUUUCCACAGCUUUGACAAAAAUUUUUUGACUUUCUGUCUGAUCUUGUGCAUUGGCUGCCCGUGCGUUUGAACUUUCCCCUGCCUGGUUAUUCUGGCCGUGUCGAUUUUCUGGCUGCUGCAGUGCGUGGGUGCUGGAUUUGUUUCUCCUUUGUGGGUCAGGUCUGGUAAGUUCGCGCUGUUUGUGGCCAUACUUCUGCACGUGCUUGGGCCCGGUGGUGGAUUUUCUUCUUGUGUGGUGUGGCCCUUAGCAUUAAGAUGAAUCAAGAUAGAUCCAAGUUAACGGCGGCUAAGCCUAAAAGAAGUCCAAAGGGGCCUCCCUUGGUUACUUCUAAUGUCCUCUUGUGUGCCGGAAGUUCCAAGCCCACUUCACUUUCACCAUCUCCAAAGAAGGACACUAGCAAACAUGAACCUUCUAGUUCUACUCCAAAGAAGGUUUUUCACCCAGUUAUUAAUUCCACAACCGUGGUUCGGCGUUCAGGUGAUCUCCAUAUUCCCGUCAAGCCCUAUAAUCCAUCUGUGGAGGAGGCGGCAAACCUGGGUAGCAACACGGCAUCGCUUUAUAAGCGUGCCAAUGCACCCCAUACUUCGCCAAAAACACGACGCGUCCGUUCCAGUGCUGCUGUGCGACGUACCUCUGCCUCGGCAAGGGCCGCUCAGCACGACACUCAAAGGCGCGAUGCCCAGGAUCAAACCAGGCCAGACCUCAUUGAAUUGGAAAGUGACGAGGGAGACCUUGACAGUGACUCGUCCCAUAUGGAAGGCUCGAGUGCUCCUCCUACUACACCACCAAACCAGCAUACUUCUAUACAAAAUGAAGUUGCGGAGCCUACUCCCUCACAGUCCGACUUGGAGAACCAGGCCUUGAAAUAACUUUCGCUGCGUAUUACCUGUGAUGAUAUACUGCGCUCUUCACCAUGGAUCUGUCUGCCGCUAUGUGUCCCCACACCAAUUUUGGAUUUAUAUCGAAUGAUGGCUAAAUGGCCAUUACUCAUGCUGCUUCUGGACGCAACGUGUGACCCAGAUUGUACACAUUACUGUCAUCUCGUCUGCAGUUUGGAAAUCAUCUUGGUGACCUGUUCCAAUCACCUAUUUUGUUAUAUGGCAGGGCUGCUGUCUUCCUGUUGGAUGUUGCUGCAACGCGGGACAAAUAUUGAUUUAUUGCGGAUAUAUUUAUCCCAACGAUACUUC